Molecule: messenger RNA, 741 nt
Organism: Trypanosoma brucei brucei TREU927
Lineage: Eukaryota; Euglenozoa; Kinetoplastea; Trypanosomatida; Trypanosomatidae
Exons: 1
Coding region: 1-741 (246 amino acids)
Source: RefSeq, a predicted model, not a curated record
AUGAAACAUGUUUCUGAAAUGUUCAUCCCUGGCAUGACAUUAUCGCACCUUGUUUCUCCCUUGCUCAGCAUGCCAACUGCCACGAAUCGUUUCUACGCACUUUACGGCCAUUAUAGCGUGCGUGAGGGGGAUAGUGAUGCAACAGAAAGCUCAUUGAUAGUUGAGGCCGUAGUGAGAGUCGUGUUACCCCUACAUGCAGCGCCGCCAGAGGAGACAAAAUUUAUAGGUUUUGCUUCCGUGAAAAAGUCCAGUCCACACAAACUCUCAUAUGAAGAGACAAGGUUGCUUCGAGGGGAUACUGAACCCGCAGAGUCAUUCUUGCAAAAAAGUGAUCGGUCCUACCCAAUGUUGCUGCUUUUAGUGACAACACCUCUCGAGGUCCCUGUAGCAAAGAGUACAAAAAAGGUGGAAUACAGUGUCUUUGAGUGCAAAACAGGCUCAGCGGACUUUUCUGAAAAAGCGAUACCCCUUAAGGUAGAUAACAUGGUCGACUCUUUUUCCGCGUUUGUCCGGCUCAGCAAUUUGGGGAGUCAUGCUCUGGUUCGCAAGCAGUCCUCACCACCUACGCAGAGUUCACCCUCAGCGAACGAACUCAGUUUUCAAUCCUCCAUUAGCCAGUUAGAAGUGGCGAGUGCUAAAAGGCAGACGCUUCUAAAGCGUUUGGCCGAAGUGGAACGACUCCUUGAGCGUAAACAAACGGGGAUGCUGAGAGCAGAUGAACAGAAGCCCAACCGUAUUUGA